AUGAUUUUCGGUACACAAAACGUACGCACAUUUGCACUUAUGUUCAUUGUGCUUGCCUAUUUAAUGUUUGGUGCAGCUGUAUUUGAUGCUUUGGAAUCAAAAGAAGAAGCUCGCCUACGUACUGCAAUGAGAAUUCGAAUGGCUCGAAUUUUAUAUAAAAAUGAUACAAUUCAAAAUGAUACUAUUUUUCAUAUGUUAACAACAACUAUUUUUGAACAUAGACAUGUACGUACCGGAACAGCUAAACAAUGGACAUUUCCCGGUGCCUUUUAUUUUUCAACAUUAGUUGUAACACUUAUUGGUUAUGGACAUACAACUCCAAAGACAAUUGGUGGUAAAAUUUUUUGUAUGGUUUAUACAGUUGCUGGCGUACCACUCAAUUUAAUUAUGUUUCAAUCAGCAGGUGAACGAUUAAAUGCUAUUAUAUCUUUUGUAUUAUCACGUAUAAAACGUUUACUUGGUUUUCGUCAUCAUAAAGUUUCGGGAUUUGAAUUAAUUGCUGUUGAAUUUGGUAUGACAACAAUGCUUGUACUUGGUGGUUCAUUCGUAUUUUGUAAACAAGAAAAAUGGUCAUAUUUUGAAUCUAUUUAUUAUUCAUUUGUAACUUUUUGGACAAUUGGUUUUGGUGAUUUUGUUCCGUUAGCUAAUAUGCAACGUACUGGUCAAUCGCUUUAUUCACGUUGGGGUUAUUUUAUAUUUACUGUAUCAUUUAUAUUAUUUGGUUUAGCUAUAAUGGCUUCAUCGCUGAAUUUAUUAGUACUUCGUCUUGCUCAAUUUCAUUCGGAAAGUGAUACAGGUGGAAUGUCUGCACUUCUUAGUCAAAAUGAAGAAGAUCUUAUAGCUGCUGCUAUUGCUCAUCAUCGAGCAUCAUUUCAUAUGCAACAACGUAAUCGUAUUUGUUCGAAUAGCAAUAGUUUAAGUCCUAUUCAAAAACAAGCGCAAACAUUUCAAUUUAUGCGAACGUAUUCAUGGAAUUCAGCAUCGUCUUCCUCAUCUAGUUCAUCAUCUUAUUCCAAAUGUUAUUGUAUAAAAAAUUCCAAAGAACGUACUUGUUGUUCAAGUUUUUCGUUAUUUAAUACACAAAAACGUAAACGACGUCAUUGGCAUUUACGUCGAUCACCACAAAAUAUCAAACAUUUACUUCGUUUUGAUCAUCGAUUAGAAAAUCAUGAAUUAACAUCAAUAUGUAAACCACAAAAUCCUCAUCUAAUAAAUCAUAUAUCAGAUAGAAACUUACAGAAACGACAUAGAAUAUCAAUUUGA
Adineta steineri is the source of this 1263-nucleotide messenger RNA. NCBI's taxonomy places the organism in Eukaryota, Metazoa, Rotifera, Eurotatoria, Adinetida, Adinetidae. The record is from the annotation of a GenBank genome assembly.